This is a messenger RNA of Necator americanus (New World hookworm), 369 nucleotides long. RefSeq lists its product as uncharacterized. The record is from RefSeq and is a predicted model, not a curated record. NCBI's taxonomy places the organism in Eukaryota, Metazoa, Nematoda, Chromadorea, Rhabditida, Ancylostomatidae. Bases 1 to 369 code for a protein of 122 amino acids. The transcript is spliced from 2 exons.
AUGAUGGGGUCAACUGACGUUGUUCCCAAGUUCCGAUCGAAUUCGAUCAGAACGGCAGCAGUGACGUCAUCACAACGCCCAGGACCACAACCGGAUGGAACUGGAUACGUUCUGCUGUUGCGCAGUUGCGCAGUUAACGAGUGCGAGUGUCCAUGCAAGUGGACGGAUGAACAUGCGGUCGCGUUAGUACGACGUAUGAUACGUUACGCUGCUAUGGAGACGCAGACGCAAACGAACGUAAAGAUUCACCCAAUCAUUCGGUUUUGUUCAUCAUCAAACGCAAUGGAGGCGAAAGGUGAACAGGUAAGAAGAAGAAGAAGGAGAAGAAGCAAAAAAAAGAAGAAGAAGAAGAAUCCUCGACCACAAUGA